UCGGCCAAUCGCAGCCUCUCCUUCGGCCUCCAUGUUUGUUUGUUUCUCGGCGCUUGAGAGAAGGACGAGUGGAGCUCAAAUAGAAAGUUGGUCAUUUCAGCUUGCAUUUUACCGUUAAAACUGACCCUAUAUUAAAUGCAGGGUGAAAUAUGUCAAGAACUCCCAAGGAAGGAAAGGAAUCAAAACCGCACCGGGUGCGGUCACACACCAUUAUGGGUCAAGAUGAGGUCGGCUCUGGGAAGAAGUCAUACUGGCCAGAACUUGAGAUAACAGGAAAUAUUCGAAAUAUAAGUCCAGCUGUUUGGUCACUGCAGCACCUGACAUCUCUGUACCUGAAUGACAACUGUCUGUCUCGCAUUCCUGCUGAAAUUGCCCGACUUGAACACCUAAUGUAUCUUGAUUUGUCAUGUAACAAAAUCCGCAGCCUCCCAGCUGAAAUUGGCGAAUUAACGCGUCUCAGGGAACUGCUGCUCAACAACAACCAACUGCGUGUUCUGCCUUACGAAAUAGGCAAACUCUUCAACCUUCAAAAUAUUGGGUUGAAGGGUAAUCCUCUAACAAUGGAGAUCCAAGCCGUCUACUCUGAGUCCAAUGGAACACUGAAACUCCUCUCAUACAUGCUAGACAACUUAGCAGGUCAGUAA
Messenger RNA from Penaeus monodon (black tiger shrimp), 644 nucleotides. Its product is annotated as CCR4-NOT transcription complex subunit 6-like. The record is from RefSeq and is a predicted model, not a curated record. The transcript has 4 exons. NCBI's taxonomy places the organism in Eukaryota, Metazoa, Arthropoda, Malacostraca, Decapoda, Penaeidae. Bases 150 to 644 code for a protein of 164 amino acids. Gene Ontology annotation, molecular function: protein binding.